Messenger RNA from Anoplopoma fimbria (sablefish), 575 nucleotides. Its product is annotated as beta-microseminoprotein-like. The record is from RefSeq and is a predicted model, not a curated record. Bases 108 to 428 code for a protein of 106 amino acids. Lineage: Eukaryota; Metazoa; Chordata; Actinopteri; Perciformes; Anoplopomatidae. The transcript has 4 exons.
AGACACACUGUUUAAAAGACAGAGCUCUUCGUUAAAGGGGUAGUUGCCUACAUCUUCUCUUAACACAAUUCAAGCCUGACUUUUCAAAUUCAAGUUUGACUGCCACUAUGAAAUAUUUGGCUCUGGCAUUGUUGCUAUGUGCUCUGGCGUCACUGUCAAACGCUCAAUGCUACAGGAAACCAAUGACACCAGGCCUCACCCAUUGUCAGGACGAUGUGGAUAAGACAUGGCAUGAAAUGGGAUCUUCUUGGAGAAACAGUAAAUGUAUGGACUGUGACUGUGAUGGGUGUUGCGCUGGGUAUUCAACCCCCAGGAGCUUCCCUGAUGACUGUGUGUCAGUGUUUGACUCGCAGGCUUGUCAAUACAUAGUGCACAAGAGAGACGACCCAACCGUACAUUGUCAAAUUUUUGGAUCUGUAGGGAAGUGAUGGAGUGGUCUGAAGGUCUGAAGUAUGGCAUGCAGAUGUGAUCCCUCACUGGCUUCUCACCAGGAAACGUGUCUUGUGUGUUGAACCACACGACCAAGCAGGAAGCAUAGCUGCCAGAAAUAAAAAUAAAAAUGAAUAAAUAAAUCA